AUGCAGAACAGCAACGGUACGCCAAACGGGAGCGCUGUCCGUAAACGAAACUCAUGGAAAAGUUCCGGUCAAGGGGACAGGGAAUUUAUUGACGAGAGUCGAUUAAGUAAACGUCUGUCGUAUUUACUGCGGUACGGUGCCGAGAAGGAAGGACUGGCUGUUAGCGACAAAGGAUUUAUUGAUCUAAAGAUGCUUCUUGGAUUGACAAUUAUGCAAUCUUAUUCUGAAGAAGAAAUCAUUAAUGAGAUUCGGGUGUCUAGAUCCACCAGAGGUCACAAGCGUUUUGAAUUCAAACGAGAGUAUGGCGGGCAAGUUUUUGUGAGGGCCCUUUUCGGGCGAAAAAUGGAAAGGAAUCCAUAUCACAGAGACAGCAAAGUGUACAGACUACUCGAAUUAUGUUUAGUGUAUAUUUGCGAUCACGUGGACCACUUUGAUUUACAAGAUUUUCCUGACGAGUUUUUACAGAGUACAAUUAUACAUAAACUUAUAAGACAGAAGAAGCUGAGUAACAACGCCAUGAAGUGCAUGCUGGGAAGUUCAAUAGAGGAAUUGGACUUAGAGGGCGUGUAUCUGACAGCCAAGUCACUAAAAAUUAUCGCCGAACGUUGCAAUAAUCUUAAACGUAUAAGUUUACAAAAUUGUGGAUAUUUAAUGAAUGACCAGAUAUUUAUACAAAUGAUUAAGAUAACAUAUCUGUAA
This is a messenger RNA of Saccoglossus kowalevskii, 699 nucleotides long. RefSeq lists its product as uncharacterized. Gene Ontology annotation, cellular component: SCF ubiquitin ligase complex. The record is from RefSeq and is a predicted model, not a curated record. Gene Ontology annotation, molecular function: transferase activity. NCBI's taxonomy places the organism in Eukaryota, Metazoa, Hemichordata, Enteropneusta, Harrimaniidae. Gene Ontology annotation, biological process: SCF-dependent proteasomal ubiquitin-dependent protein catabolic process.